AUGUCUCCGCUCGCCGCUCGCGUCCCCGCGACCUUCAACCAUGACAUGCAUGCUGCGCUGUGCACGUUGAAUGACUCAAACUGGUCACCUGAAAGCGAAGGGCGUUCAUGCAACUUCCUCCGGGUCCUUGUCACCGGGCAUGUGAAUAUGCUUAGGCUCACAACGCUGCACAAGUUCGUGCAGGACAGCCUCAUGUUCUCGAGCCUCGAUGCAGAGAAGAAGCACGCGUUCGCCACACUAAGCGCUGCUAACUGCUAG
Trametes versicolor FP-101664 SS1 is the source of this 258-nucleotide messenger RNA. RefSeq lists its product as uncharacterized. Lineage: Eukaryota; Fungi; Basidiomycota; Agaricomycetes; Polyporales; Polyporaceae. The record is from RefSeq and is a predicted model, not a curated record. Bases 1 to 258 code for a protein of 85 amino acids. The transcript has 4 exons.